AUGCUAACGAAUAUGACUGAAGAUUGUGUUAUGGUAUCUGCUGUAAACACAGAGAAAAAUGGUAGUAUUGGCAGUUUAAAUACUGAUAUUUCUGCUGAAAACUGUGCAAAAGAUUUUCUGCGAAAUCCUCGAAGACAACGAUUUCGGGCUCGAGCAGCAGAAAUGGCGGCAGCAGGGAUGUCUAGAAUGUCCGAUUUUUGGUACCGGCAUAAGGAUAGUAGUUCUUGCACAGAAGUUGCAGUGGAUACAUUAUCACAGCAUGAUGUGCUUCUACAUACUCCGUCUACAUCUGGCUUAGGGGGGAGAAAAAGAAGUCCUCUUCUCAGGACGAGAAGGCCAGUUCCCACGCAAAGUGAUAGACGUGAUGGUAUUUGUAAUUUGUCGAAAGUUCCUCCAAAAACACUGAUCACAAAGUCACGUGUGACGAGUGAAGAUGUUCUUUGGGAUCAAUCGCUGCAUUUUGAGCUCAAUGCGGAUACCUGCAAAUAUUUAAACGUAAUUGUGCGGGCGAGGCCAAUAACUUUUAAUGCAACAGAUGUCACCAUUUCACAGGACAACCAAGUCGGAAAGGAUGAUUCUCAAAUGCUGGGAUAUACAAGUAUUUAUAUACCGCAGAUGCUAGACGACUGUCAGCUCACUUCGUCUAAUUGUCAUCAAGAACUGUUCACUUUACGACCGCCAUUUUGGAUUGCAGCAAGACGGCCACUAACACGAAAAGCUGCUGAGGAGAGCCACCGAGCUGGUUUCGAUGAACGCCUUUGUUAUGGGGACAUUCUCCUAGGCUUUCGUUAUUUUCCUUCAGGCCUUCCAACGAAUGUUCAGAACAGAUCGAGUGUGGGAAACGCUGAAUGUGUAAAAAAUGUCGCAGAAAUCAGUAGGACGAACAGUUUUGAAACAUCAUCGGAAACCAAGCAUAAUUUCGAAACAAUAUUGCUGAGAGGUACAACUGUUUGUGCAGUUUGUCGAGGAAAAGUUUGGCUAAAAAUGGCUUCACAUUGUACAAGUUGUUUACUGGUAUGUCAUAACAAAUGCUUACCUAAGGUUGACACUUCCUGUUCUCAGCAUCCUCCCAUCGACGAUGCAACAUUUGAAUGUAUGCUUUUACUAAAAAAUGUUUGCUUGAUAGGAUCUGACGAGCGACUACUGUCUAAGCGACGUCGUAUUGCAGUUAAAGUAUCUGAAAGGCUUAGUUCUACAUGGAAAAGUGUUGAACGCAGGAGAGCGUCCUUUCAUCCAUUAAGAAAAAAGCAGAAAGCCCCAGUUAUUCAGAUCGGGACCGAUGAGGUGGUGCCAGUCGAAAGAGCAAUACCGGACGUCUUUACAAUGUUAGAACUUUCGGGAAAUUUAAGUCAGAUGAUGUACCAACCAGGAAAUGCAUAUAAUGAACAGAUGAUAAAUGCUGCCAAGAUAGAUGGUAAAGAUAUGUUCUCUGAUCUGGAUCCUAUUAAAAGGAAAGCGAAAAUAAAUGAAGAUGCAAGUUCCUUUUGA
Molecule: messenger RNA, 1488 nt
Organism: Loa loa (African eye worm)
Lineage: Eukaryota; Metazoa; Nematoda; Chromadorea; Rhabditida; Onchocercidae
Exons: 12
Coding region: 1-1488 (495 amino acids)
Biological process (GO): mitochondrial calcium ion homeostasis
Cellular component (GO): mitochondria-associated endoplasmic reticulum membrane contact site
Source: RefSeq, a predicted model, not a curated record